AUGGAAGCCAACACCAGACCCCGCAUCAUCUCGAUGGACUUCUCAACUGCCGGUCGAGAUGAUUGUUACUUUCGCAUCUUGACUGGGCAGACCGUCAAAUAUGUCACGAUCCAAGCCGGAGCCCUGGAUGCGGAAUCACUCAUGGAAAUGCCUCUGAACUUCGAAAACAUUCUCCCUCCGUUGCAACUUGGAGACAAUGACUGGAACACGGCCUAUGUGUUUCGAGACAAAGACAACAAACUGGACUUCAAAACAUCUAUGAAAAGCCUUCCCAGCAUCCAAACCUGGCACUACAAGAAAAUAAGCUUCUUAGAGCUUGAAAGAAAACAGCAGUUAACACUCCUGGCCCAAGAGUGCUCAUGGAAGAAAGAUUUGAGAGAAAACCGAAGCUCUACUCAGGAACCCAGCCGCUCGACUAUGGUGGCCAAGAUGGCACGAUUCCCAUGGGAGAUUGCGUAUGUCGCAGCUGAAACGCGUGUUUAUAAAAUACUAGAGUCUUCUAGCAUCGCACCGCAGUUUUUGGGGCAUAUCAACGAGGGCAGCAGAACGAUUGGAUUCCUUCUAGAGAAGUUUGAAGGGCGACACGCGGGCAAGGAAGACCUCAAGGCUUGCCAAAGCGUUUUGUCCCAGCUUCAUGAUUUGGGAAUAUUGCAUGGAGAUGUGAAUCGGUACAACUUCAUAAUUGGUAGCGAUGGAAAGGCAGUAAUUAUCGACUUCGAGAAAGCACGAGAUAAUCCAAGCGUCGAGGAGAAGGAGGCCGAGAUGAGAAGUCUUCCGCAACAGCUAGCAGAAGAAAGUGGCCGUGGUGGGGGCUUCAUAUUUGAUGCUGAUGAAUAA
Fusarium odoratissimum NRRL 54006 is the source of this 837-nucleotide messenger RNA. RefSeq lists its product as uncharacterized. The coding region runs from base 1 to 837 and encodes 278 amino acids. The transcript has a single exon. Lineage: Eukaryota; Fungi; Ascomycota; Sordariomycetes; Hypocreales; Nectriaceae. The record is from RefSeq and is a predicted model, not a curated record.